Blumeria graminis f. sp. triticale is the source of this 516-nucleotide messenger RNA. NCBI's taxonomy places the organism in Eukaryota, Fungi, Ascomycota, Leotiomycetes, Helotiales, Erysiphaceae. The record is from the annotation of a GenBank genome assembly.
AUGCGCCUAACAAUCAGAAGUUUAGCCUGGGCUGUCAGCUCACUCUUAUGUGCCUAUCAGUUUGAAUCGGUCGCAGGAAUUUCAUCAGAUGAAAGCCAGAAAAUCAUUAGUAAUGACAACAAAAUUCCAGGAAAUAGCCCCGUGGCUUAUUGCAUUUCUCCCGAGAACAGCAUCUUGACUAUUAAAAGCGUCAUCUUAACACCCUCUACUCCAAUUCCGGGCCAGAAGCUAAAGAUUGAAGCAACUGGAGACCUUUCAGAGGACAUCAUCGACGGUGCAAGCGUCAAAGUUCAAGCUAAAGUAGGAUACAUAACUCUCUUGACCUUGACUUUAGAUCUCUGUAAUGAGAUCACCAAGAUUGGAGAAAGCUGCCCCUUGAAAAAAGGCACUCAUAAUAUCACACGUGAAGUUGACAUACCCCAAUACAUACCUGCAGGAUCUUACAAAGUGUCUGCCGACGUUGAAUCGGUAGAUCACACUCAAAUUACUUGUCUUGAAGCAACAAUCCGAUUUUAA